AUGACCCCCGACAGGAUCACUCUCCAGAAUAUGGAAAAAAAGUCAAAUGAAAGUUUCAGACAGUAUGCACAAAGGUGGAGAGAGGUGGCCAUACAAGUUCAGCCGCUACUUCUAGAAAAAGAGACAACAAUGCUCUUUAUUAACACCUUGAAAGCCCCUUUUAUCACUCAUAUGUUGGGAAGCGCCACCAAGAGCUUCUCUGACAUAGUGAUGAUGGGAGAAAUGAUCGAAAAUACUGUAAGGAGCGGCAAGAUAGAAUUGGGAGAGAGUGCUAAAAAGUCAGUCCCGAGGAAAAGGGAUAAUGAAGAGAACAACACGAGCACAUUCAAAAAGGCGGUCAAAUUAUUGACCGGAGUUGUACCAGAACCUGUUCAACGCUCAUUUGGUAUCCCCUUUCUACCUGAGCCACUGCAGCCCCCGUAUCCUAAAUGGUAUGACACAAACGCCCAAUGUGAAUACCACGCGAGAAUUACCGGGCAUUCAAUCGAAAAUUACACUGCAUUCAAGAAAGUGGUCGAAAGACUCAUUAAGGUAGGAAUCGUGAGAUUUGAUGACUCAGCCAUGCCCAAUGUAGCAGGAAACCCACUCCCCAAUCACAACUACCAAGGAGUGAACGGGAUAAGCGAAGGCAAAAACAAGAAGAUUAAGUGUGAGGUUGCGAAAGUCAGGACUCCAUUGAGACAAGUAUGGAGGGAAAUGGUCAUGAGAGGUUUGAUCGCGUUGGAUUUAGGAAGAGAAUCCAAAGAAGAGAGGAACUACUGCGAGUUCCACAAUGAGGUGGGGCAUGAAAUCCAAGAGUGUGUGGAGUUCAGGGCCCUAGUGCAGAACAUGAUGAACAAUAAGGAAAUAGAAUUCUAUGAAGAGACUAAAAACCCCGUAGAGGGAGACAUAUGUGCGUUGGAGGGAGAGUCGACGAGACCUGCAGUCUUCCCUUACAAAGAUAGCAAAAGGGUCUCAUGGAAUUAUGAUUGUAAUGUGACAAUUCCGGGGAAGGAAAGCCUGGUCGACACUUUAAAAGAGGACCAAGAUAGGGGCUCCUAUACACGUAGCGAGAGACGUUACGAUACAGCGAGUGAGAAGGCACAGUCCGUAAAAGGAAAAGCCCUAGUGGUCGAAGGGGUGAAGGAAAAAGCGACCAAAUCUGAACUUCCUGUCAAUGAUCUAGUUAACGAAGAAGAGGCUAAGGAUUUUUUAAAAUUCCUAAAGCAUAGUGAAUACAACGUGGUGGAACAGCUACGUAAACAACCAGCUCGUAUCUCAGUGCUGGCCUUACUUCUAAGCUCGGAAGUUCAUCGCAGCGCGCUAAUGAAGGUCUUGAAUGAAACGUAUUUUGCCAAUGAUAUCUCCGUUAACAAACUGGACUGA
Gossypium arboreum is the source of this 1365-nucleotide messenger RNA. RefSeq lists its product as uncharacterized. The transcript has 3 exons. The record is from RefSeq and is a predicted model, not a curated record. Lineage: Eukaryota; Viridiplantae; Streptophyta; Magnoliopsida; Malvales; Malvaceae. The coding region runs from base 1 to 1365 and encodes 454 amino acids.